Halichondria panicea is the source of this 6423-nucleotide messenger RNA. RefSeq lists its product as uncharacterized. Bases 184 to 5919 code for a protein of 1911 amino acids. Lineage: Eukaryota; Metazoa; Porifera; Demospongiae; Suberitida; Halichondriidae. The transcript is spliced from 9 exons. The record is from RefSeq and is a predicted model, not a curated record.
UUUGCUUGGAGCAGGCCACGAAGACAAACAUGUAACAUGUAAAACCAGAAAAAGUUGUGGACUUGCUUUGAGGUCCCCCAACCUAAACACAAGAAAGUGAACUGUAUUCUCCAAAUAUACACACAAUUAAUUAUACCAUGCAGCUCAGUUAACUGCUACAUUGAAUCAAGAAACACAAGCGCAAUGGAUCUCUCUCCACCGACACAAGAGGAAGAGAAGAAUGAACAGCCACAACAAGAGAGCAGUCAUAGUCUGUCAGCUGAACACACAACUACUCCACCACUAAUUGUGAGUACUCCACGCUCUAUAAGAGAGCAACAUAUCACUGAAAUUGCCUCUAAUGAUACUCUACAACUAAUUGUUAGUAUCCCGAGAAUACAUCAUCGAGCUGCAGAGUCGGAGAAAAAUGUGAGUGUUCCUUAUCCUCUAAAAGAAGAACGUGAACUAUCCAAACAAUCUCACUCUGAUAUCAACUCCCCACUAGCUAGGAAACGGUUGUCUACUAGCGAAACGUUCCAACCUAGCUCCACUCUGCAGUGUCCUAGUAGUCCUUCAGAUAAUCCACCAGCUAAAAGGGUUCACCACGACAGCCCUCAACAAUUGGCAGGUAGCUCACGUCAGUUCGAGAGUGAUGAUAGUGACAGCUCACAGCAAUCUGACGGUGAAAAUAGUGAGAUUGAUGAUGACACAAGCCAACAAAAUUUGAUAGCAACUUCUAGUCAAGUUAGCGAACAAUCUUCAAACUUCAACAAAAAGUACGAAGAACUUAUUACAGUCAGUUCAAAAUGGUAUGACUUAGGCCUUGCACUUGGCCUUGAUAGCAAUACUCUUGACGACAUUGAAGAUAACAACAGGAAAAAUCAAACACGUUUAAGAGAAACCCUGAGCAAACGAAAUAUUAUCGGAACGUUAUCAUGGAUAGAAAUUAUAGAAGCUUUAAGACAACCUACUGUUGGAAAGAACACCUUGGCAGAUAAAUUGCAGCGAAAGUAUAUUCCACCAGCUAGUGACCAAUUUUUAGAUUUCAACAAAAUAUACGAAACACUUUUCGAAGCGCGUGCAAACUGGUACAACCUAGGCCUAGUUCUGGGCCUUGAUACAGGUACCCUCGAUAGCAUAAAACACAAUAAUAAAGAUGUUUGUGAAGGUUGUUUGAGGGAAGUCCUAAAACAACGAGACAAUACCACCAAAUUAACUUGGACAGAAAUUAUAAAAGCUUUAAGACAACCUACUGUUAGAAAACACCAGCUGGCUAAUAAAAUUCAGACCAAGUUUGCGCCAGAAAGUAUGCCAGAAUGUGUUGUGAGGUACGCCAGCUUCCUCAAACACAAAUACAAGCAGAUGACACCUUUUCCAGACGAUUGGCCACCACCACUGAAAGAGAAGUUUUCGAAACUAGCUCUAAUUGAGAGAAAGAAACAGAUUCGCUUAACUCAAACUAAAUACCAACCAUCAAUUGAAUAUGAUUACGCUACUGGUAAUGUGGACAAUAUUGUUGAGAGAAAAAUAGCGAUUACGCUUGAGCAUACUUUCGAACCUUUAAGUGGCUAUUCCGAAAUAGCUGAACCAAACAGGUACAUUGUUGUAAUGGACGGAGCGCCAGGAGUAGGCAAAACCACACUCAGCAGGAAGAUAUGUAGUGAUUGGGCACAAGGGAAGCUCAUCAAGGACCACCACAUUGUUAUCCUCAAACCACUAAGGGAACUAAAAGGUCACACAGCUACCUCACUCAAUGACAUACUAAAUUCUGAUGAACUUGUAGUAGAGGAAAUUGUGAAGCACAUAAAGAGCACGUUUGGCUCUGGAGUCAUGUUCAUCUUUGAUGGUUUUGAUGAGCUCAGCAGUAAGCAACGAGCUGAUAAGAAUACUCUUUUCUGGGAUAUUAUUCGAGGGAAUCGCCUACACAACUGUUCUGUGCUAGUUACUUCACGCUCAUGCGCCUCAGGCCCAUUACUGGAAAUCAAUCGUGUCAAUCGACAUGUUGAAGUAUUAGGAUUCAAGAAAAAGGAUAUUGAACAUUGUAUUAAGCAAAACGUUACAGACAAGAGAAAAGCAGAGAAGCUAAUACAGAUGCUGAAAGAGAGGUUGGAUAUUGUCUCCCUAUGCUAUAUCCCUCUAAACUGCAGGAUUGUACUGUAUGUCUACCAGCAACAAGAUACCUUACCCGACACACUCACACAACUCUAUGAGGUAUUCAUUCUGUACACAGUCAAACACUACAAGAACAAAAUAUUUCAAGAACGAGAGCAUGAAAUUGACAAUGAAGAGAUAGAACAUGCUAAUACUAUAAAGAAAUUGCCACAUCAAGUUAUCAAAUGUCUAGACUGCCUAUCAGAAACUGCAUUCACAGGAAUGACUCAAGACAAACUGGUCUUUAAACAUACAGAAGUCACCAAAGAAAGAGGUGCUUUGUCACUGGGACUGCUAAACCUAAUAAAAUGUACUGGAGUAUUGGAGGCUCAUUAUUAUCAAUUCCUUCAUUUAACCAUUCAAGAGUUUCUGGCUGCCAGACAUCUCGCACUAACAAAGAGCAACAAAGACAAACUAGAGUUUAUUACGUCAAAACUUGGUGAUGAUACCGGUAGAAUGACUUUACUCUUUCUCUCUGGACUGACUCAACUUGAUUUUCUUCCCAUUGAACAAGCCUUCCCAGCUUCGAUAUCUAUAGACACUGGUGUGGAACAUAAAUACAAAAACAAAACAAUACCUCUGCGAAAACAAGAGAGAUCUCACUUUUUGUUCUUAGCCCAUCUUCUAUACGAAAGCCGUCAAACAACAUACAACUGGCUCUUGCCCUGUCUGGUGACCAAUUCACUCAACUUGUCAGGGCACAAUCUCUCUCAGUUUGACUGCCUUGUCUUGGCCAACUUUCUCGCCCUAACUCCCAAAGAUCACGUGUGGGAUGAGAUAAACUUGUCCCAAUGCAGUCUUAGUAUCGAUGGAAUAAAACUAUUACUGUCUAAGAAACAUUCACAAAGAGACAUUCCAGUAUUGUGCCUAACCAAACACUUAGAUGCUACUUCUAACGCGGUUGGUGCUGAGGAUUUAUUGGUGACAUUUCUUACUCAGAGAGGACGAGGGGAUUUGGUUGGCAACCUCAGAACAACACUCAGUCCAAGAUCACCAUUUAUCAUUUCAAUUCAACCCAAUGAUGUUUGCUGUAAACCUGGGGAGGAAGUUGAGUUUACGAUAUCGACAGCACCAUCUGCAACUACCUAUCAGUGGUAUUUUAAAAAUCAAGCAAUAUCAUUUCCUGACUAUGAAGGACAAACAUCUGAACGCCUCCUGAUAUCAAAAUUCUUUCCUAAGCAUAAAGGUGCUUACUGGUGUGUUGCUGGAGAUGGAUCAGGCACACAGAUCACCUCACGUCAUGCAGUACUCACUGCAGAUGGAGAAAAAAUUGAAAAGCAAGAAUUGAAAUUUAUAGGGAAAAUUCUGGAAAAAUCUGCAAUUGACUUUGGAAAGUACGGACUCAAUGGCGAGAGGGAUGUUACUUACAAAGAGAUGGAGUUUGUAAUGAAUUUAAAUCCAAGGACACAAGUGUUGUCCAUCAACCUAAAGCAGGAAAUCACAUCAAGACUGAAAGAGGAGCAACUCUAUGCCAAAGCCAUAAAAGAUAAGGUCUCCCUUACCUACACCAAAAUUCUUGCCCUGGGCCCUGGCCAGGUUGGAAAGUCUACUUUUCUUCGUAGAUUGUUAGGAAUUAUGGAAGGAAACAUCCUAACAUCUUCUCCAGAAACACAGCCUCUAUCUAGUACAGGUAUUUCGGAGAUGAGAGAAGCCUGUAUACAGUAUACAAGAGUAACUGGUGCUAUAAAUAAUAAAAGAAAGUGGUGUGUUUUGCAACAUGAGCUACACAAUCAACUAAGUGGCUUAAUGUCUUUAAUAGUUAAGCAAUAUCAGCAAGGCCCACGCCAUGAAACUACCGAAACUAUUCAAUCACAUAAAAAUAAUAGGCAAACAGCAAGCACGAUUGAAACUGCAGUUAAAGCAUCACUGGUUGAUGAUCCUGAUCUUCAAGUAAGCAAUGACGAUCAAGCAUAUGCAUUAUCCCCUAGUAAUAAGAGCACAGGAAUUCAAACUUUGGAAUCUUUGCCAGUUACUAUUCAAGAGCCAAUUGCUACCAGACAGAGUGCAUUGAUAGAUAUUGAUAAAUCAAUCAGAGAAUUUGAAGAACUAAAACGUGAAUGCAGUCAUAGACUAGAUACAAUGGAAUUUGAAAUGCUAUUUAAUGUAGCUGAUGUUGGUGGCCAACCAGCAUUUCUAGAAAUGCUACCAUCCUUAACUAUAGGACCAGCUCUAUACCUUGUAUUUAUGAAUCUUAAGCAAGAGCUAGGUUCAAGAUAUCCUGUGCCGUUUAAAUGCAAGGAUCGAACAACAAAUAUUUGUAAAAAUUACUCUUAUACUUCUGAAGAAGUAUUAUUUUCUGCACUUUCAAGCAUAGCUUGCUUUGGACACCCAGAUGAGCAAGUGGAAACGUACGUUCAGAAACCAGAAUCAGGUGACAAAGAGCGGAAAGAUUCUCUUGCGGUGCUUGUGGGAACGUUUCUUGACGAAGUUAAUGACAAAGAUAUAGAUUUAUCUAACGAGCAGAUAAUGAAACGACUUGAAGACACAGCAUUUUAUAAAGAAGGACUCAUUCUCAGCAAUAGCUUCAGUUUAUUAGUUAACAACAUGAGUGCCGAUGACAGUGAAAUAGAUAAUCACAGAAAGAAGCUAGAAGGAAUACUCACUGCAAAAUUUCGAAAGUAUCAAAUUCCAGCGCAAUGGUUAAUGCUCAGCAUCUGUCUUAAGCUUCUUGCUGGAAAUCAAAACAAGUAUCAUGUUUCCUUUCAGAAUUGUGCCAAGUUGGGAAAGCAUUUCGACAUGGACGAAAACAUGGUAAGCGUCGCCUUGCAAUUUCUCCACAAAUACAUUGGGCUUGUUAUGUAUUUUCCUCAUCACGAAAACCUUAAGAAAAUCGUAAUAUGUGAUCCCCAAGUAGUAUUUUCAACUAUCAGUGAACUAAUCUUUAAUGUUUACGAUCACAACAAGCUUCAAGUUAGUGAAGCACAGUAUGACCGCUUUGUCGAAACUGGUUGCUUUUCCCCUCAAGAUGUCACUCUAAUAAAUAAUACAGAUCUACCAAUCAAAAAAGAUAAGAAGGAACUUCUUUCUAUUACCACUUUAGUUGAUCUACUAGCGUACCUAAACAUUGCUGCUAAAGUUCCUGUAUCUUCUGGUAAGGAAGAAGUAUUGUACUUUCUACCUGCGGUUCUUCAAACUGCCGAAACAGAUGUUGUUAAAAGAAGCCAGAAAAGAGAAAAUGAUGAAUUGCUUCCAGAACCAAUCUGCAUUCGAUUCAAAACGGGGUAUAUACCUCUAGGAUUUGUGUGUGCUUUAGUUGCAAAUCUUACCGUUGAAAAAGAAUUCAAUCUACUAGUAAAGGAUGAAAGCAACAAGCUCUAUAAGAAUAUGAUUCAAUUUCGAUUCCGGGGUAUAUUCAAUGUCACUGUAGUUUCUUUGUCACGGUAUUGUGAGUUUCGUGUCACUAGGCAGCUCCUAGAUAAUGAUGUCACUCAGUUUUGGAAUGAGGACAGUUGUCCUCGUAUUAUGGAAAAUGUACGUAGAGUUUCCAAUAAGGUUAUUCACUCUUUGCAGCAUGGCUUACGUUCAGUAGCUAAGGACUCCAUAAUCUAUGAAUUUGCUUUCCAUUGCCCAAGACACUCGAACGCAGACUUUGGACAGGAACCUCUCGCUGAACUUGUUUAUGACUAUUCUGAUCAACAGAUUGACAAAAUUAUUCCGGAUAAGGCUAUAUGCACAAAAUGUAAAACUGCUAUUCAUCCACUAACUCCUGAAAUGAUGUUUUGGUUUGGUAAGAAACCAAGCACUCCUCUAAAAAUUUACGAACAAACUUCUUUGACAAGAAUAUCCUAAGCAUACGUGCUGAUGGAGUACAACCGCUAACAUAUGAAUGGCUUUUAGGUGGGAUAAAGGUCUGUGAUGGUGACGAUCAAGACUAUGAGGGCUAUGCAACAAAUGAACUUACCAUUAAGGACAACGAUUUAUUGUCGGAAGGUGUUUUCAAAUGCCUAGUGAAAGAUAAAUUUGGCAAGUGUGUUGAAUCUGAUGAGCUUGAUCUCUUCGAAGAUAAGCUCAGAAGAACUUGGAAAUUAAAACAAUCAGAAAUCAAUAUAUUAAAGAAAAAUGGAUUUACAAGUAUUAGAGAACUGAAACAUCUCCAGCUUGACAUGCUGGACUUUAACAUGGGUGAGAAGGAAAGGAUGAAACCACUCCUUGCUUCUGUUCAGACAAAAUCUGACAGUUAUUCAGAUGUGUUGUCAUCAGAAAGGCUCCAAUACUCAGCAGCUCCAGUCCAAACAGUAGGAACUCAAAUAUCAUUAUCAGCUAGUGAUGACAGUCAAGUCCGCACUAGAAUAG